Molecule: messenger RNA, 1536 nt
Organism: Knipowitschia caucasica
Lineage: Eukaryota; Metazoa; Chordata; Actinopteri; Gobiiformes; Gobiidae
Source: the annotation of a GenBank genome assembly
AUGAAGGAAAAACAGGCAAAAGAAACACCAGAGAGGACAGGGAAAUUAACUGCGGUGCUGGCUUUGGCUACUCUCAUAUCAGCAUUUGGCUCAUCUUUCCAGUAUGGAUAUAACGUGGCUGUGAUCAACUCUCCUGCUCUGUACAUGAAAGCCUUCUACAACGACACAUACCUGGAGCGCUACAGCAGGCCAAUGGAAGAAAGCUUCCUCACGCUGCUAUGGUCCCUGUCUGUGUCCAUGUAUCCGUUUGGGGGAUUUUUCGGCUCUUUGAUGGUGGCUCCACUUGUCAACAAACUAGGGAGGAAGGGCACUCUACUGUUCAACAAUAUCUUCUCCAUUGUGCCUGCAGUCAUGAUGGGAGUCAGCGAAAUCUCAAAGUCCUAUGAAAUUAUAAUUGUGGCCAGAUUUAUAGUGGGCAUAUGUGCAGGGUUGUCCUCCAAUGUGGUUCCAAUGUAUCUGGGUGAAAUUUCCCCAAAAAACUUGAGAGGAGCCAUUGGUAUUGUGCCCCAACUCUUCAUAACCAUCGGUAUCCUCAGUGCUCAGGUCCUGGGGAUAAGAAACAUACUGGGAAAUGACACUGGUUGGACUCUGAUGCUGGGGCUCACUGCCAUCCCCGCUGUGAUCGAGCUCCUGCUGCUGCCCUUUUUCCCAGAGAGCCCCAGGUACAUGCUCAUACAGAGAGGCGACGAGAAGAUUGCAAAAAAGGGACUGCAGCGUCUCCGAGGCUGUGAGGACGUGGACGCGGAGCUGUCAGAGAUGCGGCUGGAAGACCAGUCUGAGCGCGCGGAGGGGCGUCUGUCUGUGCUCGCGCUGCUGUCGAAGCGCUCCCUCCGCUGGCAGCUCGUCUCCAUCGUGGUCAUGAACAUGGGCCAGCAGCUGUCCGGGGUCAAUGCGAUUUAUUACUAUGCAGACAGUAUCUAUGCCCAGGCGGGAGUCAAAUCCAAUGACAUUCAGUAUGUGACUGUAGGAACUGGUGCAGUCAAUGUCGUCAUGACCAUUGCUGCAGUUUUCAUUGUAGAAGCCACUGGACGUCGUCUCUUGCUGCUCAGUGGAUUUCUGAUCUGCUGUGCUGCUUCUGCCUUACUGACUGUGGCUCUCAAAUUCCAGGACAGCGUGGCGUGGAUGCCCUACAUCUCUAUCUCCUGUGUCAUCAUCUAUGUCAUCGGCCACGCCAUUGGUCCCAGUCCCAUCCCAUAUGUAGUCACCACAGAGAUGUUCCGUCAGUCGGCGCGGCCCGCUGCCUUCAUGGUGGCCGGCUCUGUGCACUGGCUUUCCAACUUCACUGUGGGGCUCGUCUUCCCUUUUCUGGAGAGGGGACUGGGCGCCUUCAGUUUCAUCAUCUUCUCCUGUAUCUGCUUGGUCACGCUGGUCUACAUCUGGGUGGUGGUUCCAGAGACCAAAAACCAAACGUUUUUAGAGAUUUCUCAGGUGUUUGCCAAGAGGAACAAAGUGCAGAUCAAACUGGGCGACAGUGACUUGCCUUUGACCAAAGUUGGAGACGUGGGGAGUGAUGGAGAGAAGGUCACAGCCUUUUGA